GGAUUAAGGGAUGGGGAUGUUCGGUCUGCAGGCGAGCGGCGCGGCGGCGUCGUGGAUGGUGGGGCGGAUGGGCACGGACGCGCACCUCUACGACGACCCCGAGGACGCCGCGCUCCCGGCGCUCCUCGACUCCCGCUUCGACGCCGACAAGGUCGACGCGCUCAAGCGCCUCCUCGCGCUCAUCGCGCAGGGCGUAGACGUCGCGCACCUCUUCCCGCAGGUGGUCAAGAACGUGGCGGCUCAGUCUCUGGAGGUCAAGAAGCUCGUCUACCUCUACCUCCUCCACUACGCCGAGAAGCGCCAAAACGAAGCUCUCCUUUCUAUCAACAUAUUCCAGAAGGAUUUAUCAGACAUAAACCCAUUAGUAAGGGCUUGGGCCCUCCGCACUAUGGCUGGUAUCAGAUUGCACGUUGUCGCUCCACUCGUGUUAGUGGCUGUGAAGAAAUGUGCCAGGGAUCCAUCGCCGUAUGUCAGGAAAUGUGCGGCUUAUGCACUUUGUAAGCUCUACGACUUGCUUCCAGAGGAAAACACGACUUUGGAGGAGGUUGUGGAUGUUUUGCUCGGUGACAGUUCCUCUGGUGUAGUGGGAGCUGCUGCUGUUGCAUUUAAUUCAGUCUGUCCAAAUGGUUUAGCGCUGAUAGCAAAGCAUUUCCGAAAGCUCUGUGAGACACUCCCCGAUAUUGAAGAAUGGUAUCAGAUUACUCUAAUUGAGAUCCUCUUGCGAUAUGUGAUUGCUAGACAUGGAUUGGUUAAGGAGUCUGCAAUAUUUGCUUCAAAUUUGUCUUGGGAGAUCCAGGGUGCUAAAGAUUCAGUUCCUGUUGAUAAUAUGUCCUGCAUCCAAACUGAAACUGUUGUUAAUGGAGCGUGUGGCACUUUCUCAAGCAUGACGUUGCUUCGGCAUUACAUUGACGAAUAUUCAGCAUGUUUUGAUGGAGAGGGUGAUAAAAUCAGAAGUCCAUCUAUCACUACUAGCACAAAUGAAGAUGUCGCAAUUCUUUUAAAAUGCACAUCGCCUCUUCUGUGGAGCCAAAAUAGUGGAGUGAUACUUGCAGCAGCAAGUGUUCAUUGGAUAAUGGCUCCAGUUCAGGAAGUGAAGAUAAUUGUUGGCCCGAUUUUAUUUACCCUACGCUCGUCUCCUGAUGCAACAUAUGUGAUGCUUGGCAACAUACUAGUUUUUGCGAAGACUGCUCCUUUAUUGUUUGCUCCAUAUUAUGAAGAUUUCUUCAUAUGUGCUUCAGACCCAUAUCAGACUAGGGCUUUGAAGCUUGAAAUAAUCACCACCAUCGCUACAGAGUCGUCUAUUCCAGCCAUUCUUGAAGAAUUUCAGGAUUAUAUUAAAGACCCGAAUAGGAGAUUUGUGGCCGAUACAGUUGCUGCAAUUGCACUGUGUGCCGAAAAGCUCACCUGUGUCACCUCCACUUGCCUUGAAGGGCUUUUGGCACUUGUAUUUUAUGAAUCAUCUAUCGCAAACUCAGUUCACUUGGAUGGAGAAGAUGUUGUGUUAGUCCAAGCUAUCUUGUCAAUCAAAGCAAUAGUGAAAAUAGAGGCAGCAUGUCACGAAAAGGUGAUUAUCCGUUUGGUUCGUACUCUGGAUGUAAUUAAGGAGCCUGCAGCGCGAUCCUUAAUUAUUUGGAUAUUUGGCGAGUAUAGCUCCACUGGGAAUCUCAUCCCAAGGAUUGCUCCAGCUGUUCUCAAGUAUCUGGCAUGGUCCUUUGCUGCUGAAGUGCUCGAGACAAAGCUUCAGAUCCUAAAUACUUGUGCAAAGGUUAUCAUACAUGCUGCAGAAGAACACCUACAAGAGUUCAAAAGGAUAGUGGCAUAUGUUAUUCAGCUAGCUGCAUGUGACUUGAAUUAUGAUGUCCGUGAUCGUGCACGUUUUCUAUCAGGACUUCUGCCAUUCUGUGCUAAUGAAAAUGACUCCUCAUGUCGAUCACAGAAUGCAGAUGUUUGUAAGGAACUAGCUGAUCAUAUCUUCGAUGGGAAGAUACAUUCUGCAUCUAAUUCAGACAGCAAUUACCGGAUUUAUCUUCCCGGUUCUCUGUCACAAGUUGUUCUUCAUGCAGCUCCUGGUUAUGCACCACUUCCAAAACCCCAAAGUAUGGUUUUAAUCCAUAAGACCAUGGAAUCAACCAGAGGCGUAGAUAAUUCCUCCGAUAGUAAUAAUUCUGAUGCUGAAUCUGGAUCUUCAGCAAAUGAGAGUGGCUCCCUUUAUGAUUCAGAAAGUGAAAGUGGUGACUUAUCUGACAGAGAUGGCACUGGAUCUAAGCAAUAUUCAAAUGAUGAUGGCCAUAACCUUCAUCUUCAAGAAGGUAAUCAGGAGGCUCCCCUGGUUAAUAUGUACGACGGUAGUGUAGGCCAAGGCCAUGCAGGUCAAGUUGAUGAAAAUUUGGCAUCUCUCAUCUCCACGGAUUUGACUGAAUUAAUGUCAAAGUCAGCCUUGGAGUCGUGGCUUGAUGAGGCUCCCACUACACCACUUGUUCAAAAUUCGAUACAGGCCUCAUGCGCAAGAGUCUCUUUUACCACUCGCAGCUUUGAGCGAAAACCUAAAUUGCAUGUAUUGUUAGACCCAUUGAACAGUAAUGGCUUGAGUGUUCUAUAUGCCUUCUCAUCGGAGGUUUCACCCAACUCACGGUUGCUAGUAUGUAUAGACUUGUUUGUUGAGAAUGUUACACCAGACCAGUUGGCAGAUAUAAGCAUCAAAUCUGAAGAGGCUUCUACUAGUGAGCAUGGCAUGGAAACAUCAGAAGGAUCUGCAAGCAUACCAACUACUGUUCAAAUGGAAGAGAUACAGUCCUUGGCUCCGCAACAGACAGCUAAGAGGGUUCUUCAGGUUCACUUCCAUCACCAUAUCUUGCCCAUGAAGCUGUCUAUCUUUUGCAAUGGGAAAAGACAUCCAGCCAAGCUUCACCCAGACAUUGCUUAUUUUGUACGGCCACUACCCAUGGAUCUAAAUGCUUUUCUGUGCAAGGAAAACCAGCUAAGGGGAAUGUUCGAAUACGCUAGAAGGUGCACCUUCAAAGAUCAUCUUCAAAACCCUGAGCACACCGAAGAGAGUGUGGACAACACCGACAAGAACCUUCUUGUAGCCCAGAGUCUCGCAUCUAAACUACUCAGCAACGCCAAUGUUCACCUAGUGUCGAUGGAUAUGCCGGUAACCUUCAGCAUCGACGACGCCUCCGGCCUAUGCUGGCGAUUCUGCAGUGAGGUCCUGAGCAGUUCAAACCCCUGCCUGAUUACCGUCGUGGCAGAAGGGCACGCCUCGGGACCACUGGAUCUGACCAUCAAGGUGAACUGUGAAGACACGGUGUUUGGCCUGAACCUCCUGAACAGAGUUGUAGCCAUCAUAGAGUGAAGGGGGACACUUUGGAAAAAAAAAACUCACAUUUGGAUUUAGAUGCUACUUUGUCGAUACUGUAAAUUGUUGUACAUUAUUGUGAAUGCUGAGGGUUUAGAAUAACGCAGCAAUUUGUUACCGAUGUAGUCUGUUGUUAUUUGAUCACGGGACGGAGUCUUGUGCCGGUUCUGAAACAUGUACAAGAGUUUAGCAGGAAUUUGAUCGCUUUUCACAUUACCCAUGUACUUGUAUCGAGCAUGACUGCAUUCCUGCUAUGUAAUGAAACUAUUGCUUCUGUUCUCGAGAAGAAAAAGGUGUCUUACUGACUGU
Messenger RNA from Lolium rigidum, 3664 nucleotides. Its product is annotated as AP3-complex subunit beta-A. Gene Ontology annotation, biological process: intracellular protein transport; vesicle-mediated transport. Gene Ontology annotation, cellular component: AP-3 adaptor complex; membrane coat. The record is from RefSeq and is a predicted model, not a curated record. Lineage: Eukaryota; Viridiplantae; Streptophyta; Magnoliopsida; Poales; Poaceae. The transcript has 11 exons. Bases 11 to 3352 code for a protein of 1113 amino acids.